GGUACAAAACGACGGACCGCCGCUGCUCUUAGCCUGCUACAGCGUCCGAGCCGAGCCGAGCCGAGCCGAGUGGGCGAUGAAGAUCCAAUUUGCGCCUUUAAACGUCCCUUUCAGCCGCAGGGUUCAGACGCUCGCUGUGGUCCAGUGGCUGUUCUCGUUCAUCGCGCUGGCACAGUGCUGUCUCGCUCUCUUCAUCCUUCUCUGUCUCACUGAUCUGUGGUUCCUUGCUGCUCUCUAUGCUGCCUGGCUGUAUCUUGACAGGGAAACCCCCAUGCUCGGUGGACGCCGGUCCUCGUGGGUGCGUGGCUGGAGGGUGUGGCGUCACUUCCGAGACUACUUCCCCCUCACGUUAGUGAAGACAGUGGAUUUGGAUCCCAAGCUGAACUAUCUGUUCGGGUUUCAUCCUCAUGGAGUUCUGGUGGCCGGAGCAUUUGGGAAUUUCUGCACGAAGGCAUCGGGAUUCGGAAAGCUGUUCCCCGGACUCACCCCCUACCUGCUCAUGCUGCCCUUCUGGUUCAAAGUGCCCUUCUUUCGAGACUACAUCAUGUGUGCAGGUCUGGUCUCCUCUGAUAAGCGCAGUGCCAGUUUCCUCCUGAGCCAGCCGGGGGGCGGUCAUGCAGCCGUGCUGGCAGUAGGGGGCGCCCCCGAGUCUCUGGAGGCUCGUCCCGGAGCGCUCACCCUGCAGCUGUUGAGCAGGAAGGGCUUCGUCAAGCUGGCCAUCCAACACGGGUCCCCGCUGGUCCCCGUCUUCUCUUUCGGGGAGAACGAGCUCUUCAAUCAGAUGCCGAACCCGCGGGGCUCCGCGCUGCGCGACGCCCAGGAGAGGCUGCAGAAGCUCAUGGGCGUGGCACUGCCGCUCUUCCACGCCAGGGGGGUGUUCCAGUACAGCUGGGGGCUGCUGCCCUUCCGCAAGCCAGUCUGCACUGUGGUGGGUCGCCCGAUCCUGGUCUCUCAGGACCCCUGCCCGACCCGGGAGGAGGUGGACCGGGUGCACACGCUCUAUCUGAACGGGCUGAACCAGCUCUUCGAGGAGAACAAGGAGAAAUACGGGAUCGAGAAGCACCGACACCUGAGCUUCAUCUGAGAGAGAGAGAGGGAGAGGGAGAGGAGAAAUA
This is a messenger RNA of Polyodon spathula (Mississippi paddlefish), 1115 nucleotides long. Its product is annotated as 2-acylglycerol O-acyltransferase 2-A-like. Gene Ontology annotation, molecular function: diacylglycerol O-acyltransferase activity. Gene Ontology annotation, biological process: triglyceride biosynthetic process. The transcript is spliced from 7 exons. The record is from RefSeq and is a predicted model, not a curated record. Bases 77 to 1084 code for a protein of 335 amino acids. Gene Ontology annotation, cellular component: endoplasmic reticulum membrane. Lineage: Eukaryota; Metazoa; Chordata; Actinopteri; Acipenseriformes; Polyodontidae.